AUGUCAGGCUACUCUCGUCAUGACGAAUACGACGCGAGACAGCAGACGGGACACCAUGCCGCCCAAGAGUACGAUGAAGAGUAUGGUCAGCCGACACAGCAGGGAGGUCAGUACGGCUACCAGCAGACCAACAAUGCCUCUCAAUCCACCCAUACGCUCGUUUCUCCCACAGUCUCUCGCAUGCCCAGCGGCAGGUCUACCUCCUCAGCCACACAUGCCCAACAGCAGCAGCAGCAGCAGCAGCAGCCCUAUAGCGCCUACCCACCCUCCCCACAUCGAUCGACUUCACCCGGCUAUCAGUUCAACGACUAUGGCUAUCCUGUCGGUCAAUAUCCGGGUAGCUUUGCAGCGCCUGAUGGCAAUACACAGGCCUCAGAAUCUCACUUGAUCAAGCGGGAUAGCACAAUGGCUGCUUGGCAAGCGCGUCAGAACCGGCCAAUGGACUGGCAAGAAGGCGCUCCCGGCGCAUCGGACGGCAAGGGAGCAGGUCUCAAGCGAGCAGGCACAAGACGAGUCAAGCUGACACGGGGUCACUACGUCGUCGACCACAAGGUGCCCACGCCCGUUUCUCGCGCCAACGAGCCCAUUAUUCUUCCCUCGGCUGGCGAUCCCAAUGAGUUUGAUAACCUGCGCUACACUGCAGCUACUGUAGAUCCAGACGACUUUACAGUCGACAAUGGCUGGAUUCUACGCCCUGUCCAGAUGAACCGACAGACAGACCUCCUCAUUGCCAUCACUUACUACAACGAGGACAAGAUCCUGUUGGCGCGAACCCUGCACAGCGUAAUGCUCAAUGUUCGCGACAUGGUCAAAGCAAAGUGGUCAGAAUUCCGUCAAGCUGCUGCUGGAGACAACGGCACAGCUUCUGGCGAUCUUUCGUGGAAGCGCAUCGUCGUUUCGCUCAUCUUUGACGGUGUCGGUCCUGCUGACAAGUCUGCGCUGGACGUGCUGGCCACGAUGGGAAUCUAUCAAGAUGGCAUCAUCCAAGGCUCUGUCGAUGGACAGGACACGGUAGCGCACAUCUUUGAGUUCACCUCGGCCCUGUCCAUGUCGCCCAAGCUCAAGCUCGUCACGCCUACGCCCAAUGACCCUGCGAGCAUGGUGCCCGUUCAAUUCAUCUUUUGCCUCAAAGCAAAGAACGAGAAAAAGAUUAACAGUCAUCGCUGGCUGUUCAAUGGGCUCGCUCGCCAAUUGAGCCCAGAAGUCGUCGUGCUCAUCGAUGCAGGCACAAAGCCAGGCGCUCGCUCCAUCUACUACCUCUGGGAGGCUUUCUACCACGAGGAGAACCUCGGCGGCGCUUGUGGCGAGAUCCACGCGAUGAUCAAAGGCGGCAAGAAGCUCAUCAAUCCCCUUGUUGCAGCUCAGAUGUUCGAAUACAAGGUGGCCAACAUUCUCGAUAAGCCGACCGAGUCUGCUUUCGGGUAUGUGUCCGUCUUGCCAGGCGCUUUCUCUGCCUAUCGCUGGACAGCAAUUCAAGGACGCCCGCUGAGCCAGUACUUUCACGGUGAUCACUCCCUUGCGGCAAGGCUGGGCAAAGACGGCGUGCAGGGCAUGUCUAUCUUCAAGUCCAACAUGUAUCUCGCCGAAGAUCGGAUUCUGUGCUUCGAAUUGGUAGCCAAAGCGAACGCGCGCUGGACGCUGGGCUACGUCAAGCCCUCGAAAGCAGAGACGGAUGUUCCAGAAAGUGUCGUCGAGCUGAUCGGGCAACGUCGUCGAUGGCUCAACGGCUCCUUUGCUGCAUCGUUAUACUCUCUCGCUCAUUUCGGGCGAAUCUAUCGCAGCAAUCAUGGCAUCAUCCGCAUGUUCUUCCUGCAUAUCCAGGCCAUCUACACCAUCUUUGGUACCUUUCUCGGCUGGUUCGCGCUCGCCAACUGGCUUGAGACCUUCAAGCUUAUCACCGAAAUUGUGGCGACUAAUCUGUUUGAUCCCUCGUCGCUCUCCAAUGAAAUCGACAGGAAAUGUUGGGCCGGCAGUCCAUUCGAGCAUAAUCCCAAUGGAACCUUUGUGCAGAAGCACAAUAUGCUCGGCACAAUCAACUUCUUCCUUGUGGACAUCUACCUGGCCACGCUCAUGACUGUACUGGUGCUGUCACUCGGUAAUCGUCCAAAGGGCGAGCCCGCAGCUUAUACGGCGGCAUUCGUCAUCUUCGGCUUGCUUGCAGCCUGGCUCAUGGCUGCCACGAUCGUUCUCACCAUACGCUCAUUCUGUCCAAUCACGGACGAGAUUCAGAAGGCUGGCGGCUCUGUCUUGACAGUACUCUUCAACAAUGACUACGGUCCGAUCAUGGCAGGUCUCGCAGGCACAUUCGGCCUCUACAUCUUAUCCGGCCUUCUCUAUCUCGAUCCUUGGCACAUUCCGUUCGCAAUGCCACAGUACUGCGUCGUAGCGCCAAGCUUUACAAACGUUCUGAACGUCUUUGCGUUCUGCAAUCUACACGACGUGUCAUGGGGUACGAAAGGCUCCGAUUCUGCAGCAAGCCUUCCCAAGGCCAAGGUAGAGAAAGACAAGGAUAAAGAAGACGAGCCGGCAGUCGUUCAGGUCUAUGAUCGCCUUCAGGCAGACGUAGAUGCAGACUUCAAACUCACGAUCUCCCGCGCGCUCUCGCCGCACAUCGUUGAGGAAGAGGUCGCAGCGAGAGAUCCAGACGAUUGCAACAAGCAGUUCAGAACUCGUCUUGUUGCAAUCUGGCUCUUCACCAACGUUGUCCUCGCAGUCGCUGUCGGCCGGCUCUCGAAGCGCAAUCAGACGCAUUACUUCCAAGCCCUUCUCCUCGCUACUUUUGCUGUGAAUUUGGUCCGCUUUCUGGGCUUGCUCUACUUCCUUAUCGGUGCCUAUACAUUCCGCUUUAUCAGGCUCUGUGCAGGAUGGUUCAAAUGCUCAGGGAGCCGAUAA
Molecule: messenger RNA, 2892 nt
Organism: Mixia osmundae IAM 14324
Lineage: Eukaryota; Fungi; Basidiomycota; Mixiomycetes; Mixiales; Mixiaceae
Product: glycosyltransferase family 2 protein
Exons: 6
Coding region: 1-2892 (963 amino acids)
Cellular component (GO): cell septum; cell periphery
Molecular function (GO): chitin synthase activity
Source: RefSeq, a predicted model, not a curated record